This is a messenger RNA of Bombyx mandarina (wild silkworm), 6244 nucleotides long. RefSeq names its product DOMON-like domain-containing protein nahoda (gene nahoda). The record is from RefSeq and is a predicted model, not a curated record. NCBI's taxonomy places the organism in Eukaryota, Metazoa, Arthropoda, Insecta, Lepidoptera, Bombycidae.
AUUUUAAUAGAAAAAGGAAUACGAAGAGAAAGAAAAAAACGGCGGCUUUCAAACAAACAAAAUGGCGGACUGAAAUAACUGUCAGUUGAAGAAUUAAAGAUGGCGUGCAAAUUGGUGUUACUGUUGUGUUUUAGCGGCGUAGCGGUUGUGUUAGGACACGUCGCGCUCACGUACCCGCCGGCAAGGAAAUACGAUCUAGAUUUCUUGGAUAAUUCCCGAACGAAGCCGCCAUGUGGAAUGCCGAGAGGGGGUAUAAAAACUUCAUUUUUGGCGGGAUCAACUUUUACAGUUCAUUGGCAUUUGGCGUAUGCUCAUCGAGGUGGUUUUAGCUUGAGGAUACUGGACGAGCUGGAGAGGCCUCUGUUGGAUUUGACGCCUCGCGCUGGCGGCGUCGAGUUUGUUAGAGAUGAUUCUACGGCUCAGAAAUAUGAAGUGAGACUGCCUAGCGACUUCACGUGCGUGAACUGCACGCUUCAGCUACAGCGGGAGGCCGGCGAGUGGGGAGCCAACUACAGGUUCUGGUCGUGUGCGGACAUCGACAUCGUCCAGCGCAAGCAGUUCCAGGAGACGUGCUCGGGACACGGGUUCCACAUCCUGGGCCGCUGCAAGUGCCACAAGGCGUACAGCGGCGCGCGCUGCCAGUUCGCCGAUGAGUGCGCGGAGGACGCCGACUGCGGCCUGCGCGGGGCCUGUCUGCGGCUCGACUCGACCGCGGCCCCCCACAGGAUGUGCUACUGCCCCUACGGCUUCUACGGGAAGGGGUGCAACAAGAAAGCGCCGUGGAAAGACAAGAACGUCAACCUGGAGCUUUACAGUAAGAAGGAGUUGUCGAAAGAAUUCAAUCUCUACUGGAGGAUACUGAAACACGAGGCAGAGAUAGAGUUCGUCAUGGUGGUUAACGGGACUUCUUACGCGGGUUUGGGUUGGCGGCCGAGCGGCUUGACGAAGCAGUGCAAGAAUUUCCCAGUCCUAGGACCACCCAGUGACGUGAAACCCAGCACGCCGAAUCCAGAACCACUUCCCGAGCCGGAACCGAAAGCCGAACCGGUGCCCGAACCGGAGCCCGAACCGGAGCCAGAACCGGAGCCAACGAAGCCAGGACCGGAGUUUGAGCCGACAACGCAAGCGGCGGAGUUCGACCGGAACAAGCGCGUGGCCACGCACACCGCCGACGGACUCGACUUCAAAACGUUAGGCAGUGACGUCACCGUCAAAACCAGCGUCUCGUACCAAGUGUCCAGUUCUAAAGGUCGUAAAAGACGAGCCAUCACCGAACCGACGAAUGUUGAAGUAUCGUCUUUUAAGACAAGUACCGAACAAAAUUUUAAACCAAAGUCAUUGCCAAAGUAUAAGCUUAAAAAUCAGCCCAUUCUGCAGUCAUCCCGGUCACGGUCAUACUCUGUACCUGAAUCCACUCCUGAGCCUACCGCUGAGCCAACGGCGGAACCUGAGCCUACCUCAGAAUCUGAAACAACUUUUGAACCCAAUUCCGAGCCAGAGCCCACUCCUGAGCCAAAAUCUGAGCCAGAGCCCACUCCUGAGCCAAAAUCCGAGCCAGAGCCCACUCCUGAGCCAAAAUCCGAGCCAGAGCCCACUCCUGAGCCAAAAUCCGAGCCAGAGCCCACUCCUGAGCCAAAAUCCGAGCCAGAGCCCACUCCUGAGCCAAAAUCCGAGCCAGAGCCCACUCCUGAGCCAAAAUCCGAGCCAGAGUCAACUUCUGAACCCAAAUCUGAGCCAGAACCCUCUUCUGAACUCAAAUCCGGGUCAGAACCAACUACUGAACCCAAAUUUCAACCAGAGCCCACAUCUGAACCAGAACCUGAACCCACGUCUUCGCCAAAACUUAAUCCCGAACCAAAAUCCGAGCCAGAGCCUAUACACGGCCUGAAAUCUGUACUCGAACAGACCAGAGAACCAAAAUCCGAACCCGAACCGAUUCCAGAACCUAAAUCUGAACCCGAACCUACUUCUGAACCUAAAUCCGAGCCAGAACCUACUCCUGAGCCAAAAUCCGAGCCAGAACCCACUCCUGAGCCAAAAUCCGAGCCAGAACCUACUGCCGAACCUAAACCUGAACCUGAGCCAUCUUCCGAACCCAACGCUGAUCCGGCCUCAGAGACUUUGCUAGUAAAGGGACUUAAAGAAGAAGCAGGUUAUUUCCCUGAACACGAGUUUGUACCUAAAUUCGAUUUCAAUCCUAUGGACUGCACUGACAUAGUUAUCGGUACAGCCAGAGGGAAUUAUCACAGGAUAAUGGACUAUUACACGAGAGAUAGGUCAACGCCUCGAGUAGACACAUUGUGGGGAGGUCACGACGACAUCACGGCAGCUUCAGGGUACGAAGAGAAUGGAGUCACCACAAUCCUAUUCAGAAAGAAGAUAAAGGCGAAGGAACCAACGGACCAUUCUAUAGUGGACGACAUUAUGCACGUCAUCUGGGCCCGGGGUCAAGAGCCGGGUAAAUACGUGCACUCGCCCGGCUCGGGGAUCGAACAGGGGACGGCGGUCACUCAGGACUUCUACCGACCCGAUGAGCUCAAGUACCACGGUCACGGAGACCAGCGUGGCUUCCUGGGGAUGAAUUUCUUUGAGGAGACAAAGACCUCAGUGUCGGGAGGGAUCUUGCCUCUCGGCGACAAGUGCGGCGGCCAGUGGCGGCUGCCGCUUGACUGCGACCCCGACAACGGCACGUGCACGUACUUCGCGUCGUGGGAGUACCUCGGCCUGAAGAGAGGGAAGGACUCCGUCAGGUUCACCAUCAAAACGAAGAACACCAAGCAAUGGACCGGCAUCGGAUUCAGCCAUAACAAAAAGAUGUCGCAGUCGGAUGUGAUAGUGGGUGGGCUGGACCCGCGGUCCAGCGUGCCGUGGGUGCAGGACGCCUGGGCGCGCGGGUACGGCGCACCCCGGCCCGACUCCCGCGGUGACGUCACGUCGCUCACCGGCUCGGUGGCGGACGGAGUCGCCACCCUCAGCUUCGUCAGGAAGCGCGACACCAAGGACCAGGAGGACCUGGCGUUCACGGACACCCAGUGCCUGUAUCUGAUGUUCGUGGUGCAAGGUGGUAACUUUGAUCCUGUCAGCAAGAAGAUCAGCAAGCAUCUCCAAACCCCCAUAGUCACAGAAGAAAAAGUCUGCAUUAGACCUUGUGGACCUGAACCAGUAGAAGAAGAGUCGACAACGGAGGCGGUGCUCCCCGGACAGAAGACGUACACGCUGCUGGUCCGGCUCACGGGCCUGGCGGAGAGCUUCCGCAGCCCGGCGCCCGGCAGCCAGGAGUACGUGGACCUCAGCAAACAGCUGGUGGACGGGCUCGGCUCGCAGCUCAAAAAUAAUAAAGGCUAUCAGGGAUUAACAUUAAAUGGUCUCAUACAAAACGAAACACAAUCGAUAAUAGCCGAGCUCACGCUGAAGUCGAUCGACUCGAACUUGAUACCCGGCUCCAGCGGGCGGGCGCUCGGCUCGGACGUCUCGCUCUCGCACAACGCGACGGAGGGGGACGGCGAGAUGUCGCGGUGGGAGCGCGCGGUGCGGGACACGCUCGCGCUGGGGCAGGUCGGCAACCUCAACUUCGAUCCCGAGUUUCUGGUGUUCGAACCUCAGAGCCUGGUGUCGGAGCGCCCCGAAGAGCCCGUGGUGGCCGUGGUGGGGUGGGUGUGGUCGCGGUGGGUGGUGGUGGGCUGCGCGGUCGGGCUGCUGGUGGCCGCGCUGCUGCCGGUGCUGGCCGCGCUCUGCCGCCCGAGACCGGCGCCGGAUCGCUUGAUCCCGAGCUCGGCGUGGAAGGACUACUCGACGAACACGAAUUACGCCUUCGAACCGUUUGAAAACGACGAGAAGUACAAAACGUCUACCAUCAGCCGAACCCGGACCCUCAGGCCCACGGAGCCGCCGCCGCCGCGACCCGCCUCCACCAACGGCACCAAGGCACCCAGCAACGACACCAAUGCGAGGGCGGUCGGCAGUGGGACCAUGACCAGGUCCACUAGUGGGAACGGAGAGCAACGGCUGGCCACCAUCGGACACCCCAGGCUGGUCAACGGCAACACUACCGCUCCGAGGGGCAGCGGCAACCCCGCGGGGAGGGGCAGGAGCAGCGCGGAGCAGUACUACCACGACACCAGGUCCCUGCAGCGGCCCAGACAAUACACAUAUUCAAAUCGGCCCGAGCACUCAUCGUAUUCCCUGCCUCGCGGCACGGCGCCGGCAGCCAGGGACUCGCUGUCCGCGCAUCCAGACUUCUACUUCAUGCCGUCCCAGAGGAAAUACGAAGAUUUCUGAUGAACGCACCUGAUUAUUAUAUUAACAGCCUUUGCUGAAAAUUAAUGUAACAAGAUACAUGCGACUUGAAACCGGAUGCAGAAUAAAUAAUAGUUCAUCUUCUUUAGCACGUUAAAUCUAUCAACUACUUUAUACAAUAAAAAAAACGAUAUUCAUUGAAUUAAUAAUUGAUGGCGUAUGCUUUUUUGAGAAACAUCCAACAUAUAAAUGUCAUAUCACUAAGAAGGAACCUUUCUAAAAAACCAUAAGAAUUUCCGAACAAGAAUAGUCCAAUGCAAUAUUAAUAAUAUAAUACAGCGUAUUUAUGCUUCGAAGAAAAAAUUAUCGCAAAAAUGUUCUUGGGCGAAUUCAACUACCGAUUUUGUAAGAGAUUAUUACCUCGAAACUUCCUUGACUCCACUUAACGAGUCUCGGAAAUCAUUUAACAUCAAGAAGUUAAGGAAUCAACUAUUCUUUCCAUAGGCUAGAAAAAAAUUAUAUAAUUGUAGUUUUUUUUUACUGACGUCUGUAAAAACGCUUUUUCCAAUAUAGUUUGCAUUUUUCAACCUCAAGUAAGACAGCAGCGAAUAGAAUACUGAUUUCGACGAUUCUUUGAGGCAAUUACCAACAUUUCCUCGACUGAAUGGAGAUAAUUUUUUCUAAGAAAACAACUGUGCCUCGGUUGGAAGUGGGAGUCCCCGGGUCUACCGGUCGGUACUUGAAGAAAUUCGAAUUUAAUAGAUUUCGAGAUUACGUUUUUAUUAGAUUAAAAUUAUGUCCAUUGCUUUUUUGUUCUGGAAACUUUUUUUAUUUUCCCGCACUCAAUUAUUAGCGUUAUAGAAAAUCGUUAAAAAAUAGAAGAGCUGACGUAAUAUAUAGAAAAUUAAUAUUAAAAUAGAUUUUAAGUUUUAUUGUUCUUUCUUUUUUUUUCGUAUCUGAUCUAGUCUGACGUCACAGUUUUAAUAUUAAGUAAACAUAUUGCACCUCCGUUUUUAAUUAAUAACCUAUAAUACUUUAAAUAUAUCUUAUAUUAUUAAAACCUCUUUAAUGUGUUCUUCAUAAAAUUAAUCAUUUUCAAAAUUUUAUUUUUGUUUACCUACAUUGGUGUCCUCAAAGUUUGGUCUAAUGAAACCUGAGCUAAAUUCAAGUCUGGGUUGACCUUAUUUAAAUAUCACCGUACUUUUGUACAAAUUUUUAUUUUAGAGUUUAUUUUGAUGAAGCAUAUACAUAAAUAAAUACGUAUCGUAAAAUAAUAUAGACAUGUAAAUAUAAAAUUAAGUUCUAUGGGAUUUGACUAAAUCACCUUUAACAAAUAUGUGAAUAUUGAAGGUUAUUUACCGCUGUAUUGACAUAGUUAAUGGCAUGGCUGAGAGUUUGAAGAUCGCUCGCCGACCUGCCAGCGUAAGCUAAAUUAUUUUAUAAUCUGACACGGCUAUUAUAGAUGAGCCAAAUGCAUAAAGUUUAUUAUUUUUUAUUAUUAAGAUAAGAUACUAACAGUAAAAUAAGAAUCGAAUUUAUUGUAAGUUAAAUUAGAAGUUAUAGCGGGUUCUUUUUUUAUUUUUUCAAAUAUUGAAACUGCUUUUUCAAAUUUCGAAUUUUUAUGUGACGUUUUUAGACUCUUCUAGAAUUACGUUAAUGUACCUUACCUUUACCUACUCAAUGAACUUGUGACAUAUAAUCUUACUCUAUGACUCGUGACAACGGGUAAUCCGAAAUGAAUAGUUUGGAGUGAAUUCGGAGGAGGUUAUUUCUCCGAAUGUAGUUCUAAAUGUAAACUCACAUUGAAAAUGUCGUAAGCGCCAUCCAAGGUUUUUUCAAACAUACGCUCUGUGCUACCGUUACAUACUGCUGUUGAUUUAAAAAAUAUAUAUUGAAAAAGUGGUAUUAAUAUUACAAUUUCCAAUACCAAAUGUACCAUAACUAUUGUGUGCUCGUUUUAGUUACAAUUAACAAACCUAAGACUUGAAAUAAACAAUUACAACAUUAA